Molecule: messenger RNA, 1632 nt
Organism: Chaetomium globosum CBS 148.51
Lineage: Eukaryota; Fungi; Ascomycota; Sordariomycetes; Sordariales; Chaetomiaceae
Exons: 2
Coding region: 1-1632 (543 amino acids)
Source: RefSeq, a predicted model, not a curated record
AUGUCGACUGGGUUAAAGCCAUUGCUGCUUCCGCGGCUCGUGGAAGAGCGGAGGAAGCUGGGGGAACAAGAUGACACCGGCGACCAGACACCGUACUACUACACCUACAAUUCGUCCUCGUCCGACCUUACUUCCCCUUCACCCAUUACAUCCACCUUCUCGCCCACCAACCACUCGACGUUAUCCGGUUCGACCUCAUCCCUCGAACACGUCCCACCGCCAUGCACCGAAAACCCGUCAUCCCCUACACAAUCUCUGCACGCGACCAGACCCAGCAAAUCCCAAUUGCCCGAUGUCGAGGAAGAGCCAUUGGAAAGAGAGGAGGAGAAACCGGCGACUCCGCCCAAAUAUACCGACCGGGAGUUUGGAUUCCAUGACUACUGCUUGUGCGACUUUCCAUGUUCUCACAAUGCCGACGUGACGCAGAGUACCGGUCCGUACCAUUAUAUGGCUCCUGACUCCGACUACGAUCUCGGCUUCCUCAGUGAUGGCGACUUCAACGCCAGCCCAAGGCAAAAAAAGAGGCGCCACGGAUCCGAUGCAGGGUUCUCGACCUGGAGCACGAGGUUGGGGUCGAGACUGCCGAGUCUGCCUCGCUGGCGAUCUUCCUCCACAUCUAGGCGUAACGACCUCACCUUCUCUCCCGCUUCCGACCCGUCUCUCGUCGACUCCCGCCCGAGCUUCUCCCUCGCUGCCUCGAGCCGAUCCUCCUCCGUGUCACGGCCGGCGCACGUUUCCGAGCGCGCGCAAGGCUCGGUUCCGGCCACUCCUGCCCUCUCCUUCUACGAAAGCUCCGAGAGCGUUGUUCUGCCCUCGCCCCUCGACAACCUACCGGCCACUUUGGGACGACGGGUAGAGCGCGAUCGCGCCAAUGCGACCACCCCCCUCUUACCCCCUCUUCUCAUCGACACAACGCCGAGUCAUACCAUAUCCCCUUCCCUACAGACUUCGCCAUUGCAGUCUCCUUCCAUGAUCACUUCGCGGGUCCCCGAUUGGCCGACAGCCAAGCCGUAUGCAACACCGCCGCUCAGUACCAAGCCGUCCGUUUCUUCUCUACGCCGCGGAACAAUCUCGAGUGCCUUUGGCGACGCCCCCUCGCCAAUUCCCUGCUUUUUCGACCACCAGGACUCUUGGUCCGACUGCCUCGGCCACGCAAACUUUACGAUUGAACCCAGGCCGUAUUUGCCCGAGACGACCGAUCUCGUGUCUCUUCAAUCCUUCCGUUCUGACUGGAACCUGGCGAGAACCAACUACGCCAAGCACCUUGUGCGGACUGGCGAACACUACGGGUCCACCUCUAAAACGUACGCCUUGACAGAAGCCAAAUGGGCUGAGAUAGAGCAAGAGUGGCAACGGGACGAGGACCAUCUUGUUCAGCGCCUGGGGGAGCAGUGGAAGAAUGAUCCCUCUGUGGUCUCCCAACUGCAGCGCACGGCUGAAGAGAAACUCUCGCCGUCGAUCCCCCGUAUGCUCAGCGACGAUGGCAAGUUCCCAGAGCUUGGCGACGUUGAGAUCAUCGGACCGAUGUUGCGCGAUGCCGCCAUGGCCCGCGAGGGAGCCCCAGACGAUAAGCGCAAUAGCGCUUCCGGUUGGCUCAAAAACCUGGCGGGUAAGGUUGGGCUGCGCAAAUAA